Mobula hypostoma (lesser devil ray) is the source of this 4393-nucleotide messenger RNA. RefSeq names its product centrosomal protein 126 (gene cep126). NCBI's taxonomy places the organism in Eukaryota, Metazoa, Chordata, Chondrichthyes, Myliobatiformes, Myliobatidae. Gene Ontology annotation, cellular component: centrosome; midbody; ciliary base. Bases 1 to 3684 code for a protein of 1227 amino acids. The record is from RefSeq and is a predicted model, not a curated record. Gene Ontology annotation, biological process: cytoplasmic microtubule organization; mitotic spindle organization; non-motile cilium assembly. The transcript is spliced from 12 exons.
AUGAACUGCCUCUGCGGCUCACUCAGAGUGACUGUUGGCAUCACAGCAGCCUCUCUUACAACUGCCAUUCUUCUCCAGCAACCAACUUUAAAGAGAAAUAUAAAAACACACCUGAAGCCAGAGUGGAAUGAAGAACAGCAAAGAUUAUUGGAAGUACAAAAAACAAAUAGGGCCAAAGUUCAUAAAUUUAGUUUGCAAACGCUCCGCAGGCAGAAAGCCCUUCAGGAGAGGCACAAAGAAGAUGAGGAAAAAGAACGAAGAUUUAGUGAGAAGGUGCUUCAAGAACGAAAACUGAAGCAACAAGAUGCAACUGAGAGAUUUCAGCGAGCCCAUCUAAUGUCAUCGCAGCACCGGCAAAAUAUAACUGGCCAUAAAAAACAGACUAUUCAAUUAACUGAAGCUCUUCAACAGACUACUCAAUUAACUGAAGCUCUUCAACAGAUUCACAGUUCAUUUUAUAUGUCAAUUUCGCCGUUGUCUGAUGUUGCAAAGCCCACAGUCAGCAAAGGGACCACUGAUUUAUCUCCAACUCCACCAAAUCACGGGGAGACAAGAAAGGUUUGCCACUAUAAGAGCCAACUUUCAGCUACUAAAGCUUAUGCCAAGCUUAUGCAAGAGAAAAGUGAGGUAAUUUUGAAAAACAGCCGGUUAUGCUUUCAGCAGGAGCUAGAGGAGACACAACGUCUCCUGGGAGAGCAACAACUGAACAGCUUACAGGAAUUCCAAAAAGAACUCAAUCAACUUAAUCAAAUUCAAAGCUUAUCAAGUCUUGACAGCCUGGAAAUAGAGGGACAAAAUGCUGUAGAUACAUCAUCUUUAAACGAUUCUUUUGGCUCCAGUAAGAGAGAGUCUUUGCCUCCAAAAACAGGACACAUAAGUGCCUGGACCAAUGAUUUAAAUCAUUGCAGGACUCCGAAUUCUUCUUCUGGGAUUACAAUAACAAAUGGAACUUCAACUGCAGAGGAACAUUUGAGUGACAAGCUGCAUACAUUUGCUUCCACAAGUACUGAAUCCAAACAUCUUGACUCAAGCUCUGCUUCAUGUGCUGAAAUACAUCAAAACACACAUUUAACCACAUGUUUUAAUAGCAAUCAAAAUAAAGUGGUAGAUAGUAAUUUCCACUCAAUACUAAAGCAUCCAACAUCCACAGAUUCCUCUGAAAGUUUGAAAGGCCAAUCUGCUUAUUCUGCAAUAAUUCCUUGCAAAGCUUGGUCUACACCAGAUCCAAAUCCUAGGGAAACAACACCAUGUUCAGAAGUGAAUGGCAGAGUAGAAAAUGAGCCCCAAAGAAAACCUGCAUCAUUUCAUCCUCUAAAACUGCCUUUUGCAACACCUAUCUUUUUACAUCCGGAAUCACAAAUGGCAAGUGACAGAGCAAAAAUGGACAGUGCGAAUGACAGUCAAAAGAUCCAUCUAGCACAUCAACAGAUGUGUGUUGGUGCAACUAUUAGAUCAAUUCAUUCUCCUUUCAUGUUGAACAAAAAUAUGGACAUUUCCAGUGACACUGAAGAUAAGCAAGCUUCACUCAACAAAUUUAACUUUAAUGUCAAAAUGAGACAAAAUUCUGCAGCAGGCAGUCAGAAACCUAUUUGUUCCCAAGCACCAUUUAAUUCAUCUGAACCCGAUUCUGUAACCAACAUGACAGGAGGAAAAGAAAAUGAACCAGUGAAUACCAGCAGAUUAAAAGCCAACAAGAAUUCUAUCCCAGAAAAAAAAGUCAAAAUUUUGAAGGGGAUACUUAAGAAAGCAUCAAAGUAUGGAAAUAGUAAAACCAAAUCUCCAUUGUCUGCCUGUAACGUGCUUGGGAUUCAAUUAGCAUCCUCUAUUAGAGAUAGUGUGGAGCUUAAAAAAAUGAAAGAUGUAGAAACUGAUAAAAAACCAACAAAGAAAAAGCUGAGGUGGCUGGAUGAGAUUGACCAAACCAACCAAAUUAAGAAGGAGAAAGAUGAAGCUACUGGAGAAGAACUAGGAAGUACAACAGACACCAAAGGUUCAGGAUUAACAAGCCAGAAUCAGUUACAGACAAUUGAUUUUCAAAAUAAUGAUCACAAUGCUAAUGUUAAUUCAAAUGUAAACAGUAACAAGGAAUCAAAAUGGAACACAUUAAAAACUAAUCAAAAGGUUGCAGUAAAUUACAAUCUAUCUGGCCAUCAGCUGAAUGAAAUCUGGGGAAACAUCAUGAUGGCAGUGCCUGCAAUUUCAGAAACUGUUUCUGCAACCAACGGUGUAAUUUCAGCUGCGCCAUCUAAUUACCAUUUUGCAAAACGAUCCUGGACAGCCUCAAGAACUCAAAGCUUAGAUCAGAAAAUGAAUGAAAAAAGCAAUAUUGCUGAACCUGAAAAAUCCUUGAGAGGUAAAAGGCAUGCCAAAAUGGUUAAAAGAGCCCAUUCAGCUAAAGUUUGUUCUGGCAGGAAAGGUACCAUAAUCAGACCAUUGUCUGCCAGUGAAUUAAUAAAUUCUCAGGGUAAAGUCAUGGUACCCCACCCACCAUCCAAACCAGCCAGUGAUAGUAAGCAGUCUCAAAGGACAGCUCUCAACUAUAACAGUAGUUGUCAAUCACAGGCGAAUUCAGCUCAUGUUAUUGACACAUGUUUGGAUACACCGGUGAAAAUCACGCCAUUAGAUAAAGACACCAAUGAGAAUUCAAUAAUCUCAGACCUUCAGCCUCAACUAUACUCUUUAAGCAAUAAAUCUGACAGUACCAUAACAUUCCCAUCUUCCUAUUUGGUCCAUUCGCAUGGAAUUAUUAGUAAAGAAACCUGUUCAGUAAAUGCUACACAAGAACAUGUAAGCAAUGGCACAAAACAAGACCCUUUUAAUGGAGAGAACACCAUGCAUUUGGGUUCCACACCAACUUAUGAACAACUUGCACUGCUGUGGCAUGGAGUACGUGAUGCCUUGGCAAAAAAAGAUACAGCAGCUGUUAAUUCUCAGAACAACUUAUCUUCGAAUAAAGAGCAUACAACAAAUCUACAACCUCAUCGAACUAGUAUCUCCCAUUUGACUAUUGAUGGAGGCAGCUUGUUGAAUGGCACACAAUCGGUUUCCAGAGUAGGACAAUUAUUUUCUGCUCCUUUUGGUGAUAGAAGAAAGCACCCCAUGGAUACAUACAGUAAUGCUACAAAAUAUAAGGCUCCUCUUGAGCAGAGAAGAAUGAUUAGCAGUUCUUCUGCAAGUAAAUCUGAUCAAAUAAGACAGAACAUUCAGAUACAGCCAUUUCGAAGUGUCUUUGAUCCUGUUCAAGCGGUAAAUGCUGUUCAAAACACCAAAGAAGCAGUUUCAGAAAGCACCAAGCAGUUUCUGUUAGCAGAAAAUCUCGUAGAAACAUCUGCUGUGGAUACUGACAUCUUGGCUGCCAUGGACUCAUUAAAAACACAGCAACAUGCCUUCCUUGAAAACAAAGUACAACAAUCAGGCCUCAGUGCACUGUCCUUUGAAGAAAAGAAACUUCUUCAGUCAUUAGAUCGCCUCAACCAGAGACUCAAGUGUAUCCAGGAAACCGUUGAAGCAAGUCCAUCUAAUGGUCUUCUUCAGAUUCCAUCUCCUUUUAUGAUAUUAUAUGGUAUUUCUAGCUCUGGCUGUAGACCAGUACAAGCGAUUUGUGGACCAGAAAAUCAUCACAAUGUUACUGCUGAUAACUAUGCACGGAUUCAGACGAAAUAUUCAAGAAACAAGACAAAAUGAUCACUCUACAUAGCUACACAAAUUAAUACACAGUAUCAACAUUAUUCUGAGAAGAAAACUUUUAAGUUGAUACAAAGAUAUUUUGUGUUUUAUACAAAAUUAAAGCUAUUAGAAAGUUGUUUAAAAUUUAGAUUACUUUUGGGACAUUGAAAAUCAUAAAUAUCAUUAAGAUUGGUUAUCACAUUUAAUUUCAUGCUUGUGGAAAAAUAAUAAAAUUUGCCAGAGUGAUUGAACUGAUUAAAUCACAGUGAAAUAUUUUUCCUCCUUGCUGGUCAUUGUCAUGGGAUGAUCAAAUUGAAUCCAGAUUGUCAAACAGUAGGUGAUAAUAAAGAAUGAAACACUCGAGAAUGUUAGUUAGGUAAUAGGAAGUCACUGGUUAGUCUGUUUGCUCCAAGAGAUAGUUAGCUAGUGAGGGGUGGGAAAUGGGAUUUGACUCCUGGCAUUCAUUUUUUCUUUGGCCUCCUCCUUCUGGUCAUGGCUUCCUGUCCCAGUGUGUAGAAUAUGUGUAUCCUGUUCUCCAUCUCAUCAUCCAUUCUUCAUGUGGAAGAACCAUCACUUUCUACAUACUGUAGCUGUUUGGAACUAUGAAAUGACUUCCUCCCCCGCCUCCUGUCAUAAAGUAUCUCCCCUUUAAGGGAUGUUGGACGAGGUUCAAUUAUCACUGUCUAGAUCCAAAUGAUGUUAACCAUGUUCAAAUUUUAAAACAUGU